Molecule: messenger RNA, 1254 nt
Organism: Gastrolobium bilobum
Lineage: Eukaryota; Viridiplantae; Streptophyta; Magnoliopsida; Fabales; Fabaceae
Exons: 8
Coding region: 250-1035 (261 amino acids)
Biological process (GO): regulation of translational fidelity; alanyl-tRNA aminoacylation
Molecular function (GO): ATP binding; Ser-tRNA(Ala) deacylase activity; alanine-tRNA ligase activity
Source: RefSeq, a predicted model, not a curated record
GGGUUCUUCUUGCCCGAGAGGGUUUCAAAAAAACGCAAUAGGAAAAAGGGACUUCCUUUUGUAUAUUGUAUAAUAUGAAUGACUCAACAAACUUUGACAUAAGUCAAUUACGUAUUAGAAAAGUAACCGCUUCGUUAUGUGUCUGCUCCAUUCAUGUAUUAAAUGAGGUAUUCCCUUUUCUUUUGCUAUAUAUGCUGACGCCGCCAGGUACUGCUGCUAUCCAAAACCAAGUUGAAGCGAUUCUGGGACAUGGGGGAGACCAUGCUUAAGAUUCCCACAAAGCUGGAGUACUAUGAUGACAUGUGGAAGCUCCAAUCCACUGCCACGCUCCUUUCUCACUUCAAGGGAGAUGAUGACAGACAUGCUUUGAUACUGGAUCGUACAAUCUUCUAUCCACAAGGAGGUGGUCAGCCGGCGGACACUGGUUUGGUACACAUUGAUGGCUCAGACAUCAAGUUUGUGGUUCAUGAUGUUCGAUCCAAAGAUGGAAUUGUUUUUCACUAUGGUUUCUUUGAGAAUCUGGGAGGGGAAUUUGAGCCCACACUCGAUAAAGGGAAGGAGGUUUCACUGUUUGUUGAUGAGCCCAGGCGAAAACAGAAUUCCGGGUUGCAUUCAGCCGGGCAUUUGCUUGAUAUUUGUCUCCCAAGAAUAGGAUUGGGUCAUUUAGAGCCUGGCAAAGCUUACCAUUUUCCUGAUGGGCCCUGGGUUGAAUAUAAAGGCACAAUUCCACAAGAUGAAAUGAGGAAUAAGCAAAAGGAUUUAGAGCUAGAGGUUAAUGCUUUAAUUUCAGUGGGAGGAAAAGUUUCUGCUGAUAUAUUACCUUAUGAUGCUGCCGCUAAGCUUUGUGGUGGUUGUCUUCCUGAUUAUGUUCCCAAGGAAAGCACACCUCGCAUUGUGAGGAUAGGAGAUAAUCCUGGCUGCCCCUGUGGUGGAACCCAUGUUGCUGAUAUUUCAGACAUCAUACGAAUUAAGGUUUCUCAAAUUCGGUCGAAGAAGGGAUCAACAAAAGUCUUUUACAAUGUAGAUCCAAAGUGAUGACUACUCUUGGAUAGGUUUUGUUGGCGAUUAUCUGAUUUAUAUCAUAUUUAGGCACUUACAGAUAUUGAUUAUGGUUUCCAUAUCACUAGUACUACGGUGAUUUUAUAUCUAGUCAUGAGCAAAUUUUGUAUGGAUAAUGAGUUUGAAAAUAACAGUUAUGUAAUAGCUUAGGUUGCGGUCAUAGUGAUACACAUGAACCUUCUUCCACCCUUUCUU